Molecule: messenger RNA, 1868 nt
Organism: Ostrea edulis (European flat oyster)
Lineage: Eukaryota; Metazoa; Mollusca; Bivalvia; Ostreida; Ostreidae
Product: synaptic vesicle membrane protein VAT-1 homolog-like
Exons: 10
Coding region: 501-1676 (391 amino acids)
Molecular function (GO): oxidoreductase activity
Source: RefSeq, a predicted model, not a curated record
UACAUGUAUAUAUAUACAACAAGUGCGCUCGUGCGGUAUUAACGUUAACAAAAUUCAUGAAUUUGUCUCCUGACUAGCUUGUCAACAGUUUUGCUGAAGGUCACAUUUCUUGAAAGUUUGCUUUGAUAUAAACAUCAGGGUUUUUUUUUUUCUACGCAUUUGUUAUCGGGAAUGGAAGUGUCGCACAACAACGGUACGUACUAUUUCAAUAUAUGGAUCCGCCCGUGCUAAUAGAAGGAAAUCGAAAUCUGUGCUAAAAAUCUAACAAUACAUGGUGUGAACGGAAUAAUAAGGAUAUUUUUGUCUCUUCUAUUUCUCCGUUAUCUGAUUAAUCCCCAGUAAAAAAAAAAUCGAUGUUCUAACUCCGCAGUGGUGACCAGUGUCUCUUCUGAAGCCCAGUCACCUUCGACUUAGUGCUGCUCCACUAUCGAUCCAGUUAUAGAGAAAAAGGAUUCAAUCUUCUUUUGACGUUCACACUUCUCUCACGCAUCCACAGGAAAAUGUCAACAGAGGAGAAAAAAGAGGCCCCGGAGACUCCAGCCCCGGCCCCGGCCCCUAAGGAAGUUAGGUGCAUCGUGCUGACGGGCUUUGGAGGGCCCAAAAUGGCCCGUUGUCAGAAAAGGCCACAGACUCCGGCCCAGGAAGGAGAGGUUCUGAUACGUGUUAAGGCUUGUGGAGUAAGCUUCCAAGAUAUAAUGGUGAGACAAGGAGUUCUCGAGCAUGCGCCAAAAACACCCCUAGUGAUGGGAUUCGAAUGCGCAGGUGAAGUGGAGGCUCUGGGAGAAAACACCUCGGGAUUUAACAUCGGCGACCGUGUGAUCGGGUUUUGUGAUUACAAGGCGUGGUCGGAGGUAGUGGCCAUCCCCGCCCAGUUUGUGUAUAAAAUGCCGGAGAACAUGAGUUUCCAGGACGGGGCCGCACUCCCUAUGAGCUAUCUAACCGCUUACAUACUCCUGUUUGACAUUGCCAAUCUUCGACAAGGACAAUCCGUUUUCACCCACUCUGUUGGAGGGGGCGUGGGAAUCGCCGUUACCCAGCUCUGCCACAUGAUGGAGGAUGUUAAACUUUUUGGGACUGCCUCCUACCAGAAACACGAGACAGUCAAGGCUAAUGUCGACCAUUUGUUUGACCAUGUGGUAGAUUAUCCACAAGAAGUUAGAAAACUGUCGCCAGAGGGAGUGGACAUAUUCCUUGACUGUUUGUGUGGAGAAGACGCCAAUAAAGGGAUUUCCUUGCUUAAGCCCAUGGGGAAAUAUAUUUUAUAUGGUUCCUCCAAUAUUGUGACAGGAGAAACAAAAAGCUUUUUCAGCUUUGCAAAAUCAUGGUGGCAGGUUGAUAAGAUUAGUCCAAUCAAGCUGUAUGACGAGAACAAGACAAUCGCUGGAUUCCAGCUCAGAACCCUACUCCAUAAGCAGGGCCAGCACCAGUACAUCCGGGAGAUCAUGAACAAGCUGAUUAAGCUGUACUCGGACGGCAAGAUCCGCCCAGUCAUUGACUCUGCCUGGGCGUUUGAAGAUGUUGGAGAGGCCAUGCAGAAAAUGCAAGAUAGGAAAAACAUAGGCAAAAUCAUUCUGGAUCCAACCAUAGAACCCAAGCCAAAACCAGUGUCGCCUGCCAGGACCCACACUACAAGUCAGUGUAGUGAAGAUAAAGAAACUGCUGAGGACCAGCAAUGAGCUUCCAGGAAUUUGUGAAGUGUUAAGGUGCAUCUGAUUUGAAACCGAGUUGUUGAAGACUUUAAAUUCCCAUCGUCUGGACUUUAUAAAUGGCUUAUAAUGUAUUUACUGUUAUCAUAUGAUUUUAUCAAAUGUUACUGUGUAGAUGAAAAUAUUUUAUUUUAACGCCAAAUAAACUAUAUUCCCGCCAAA